AUUAAAUCUUUUAAAUGAGUUUAAGUAUAUUCAGUGCUAAAACAAGUUAUUACAAGAAUGGCAUCUGGUGGUUUACCAAGAUGGCCGCAAGAGUGGUUGGAGAGGAAAGAUGGGAUGCCUUAAGAAUGGCAAGAAGAGUAUACGGAAACAAAUUUUACUAUGGAAGACAACAGGUGUUAUUUGAUGUCUUUUAUGAUUGGCCUGCAUUCGCCAAUAUGAUUGGUAUUUACCCAAAAGUUGACACAUCACAUGGAUUCCUUCAUUGGGCAACUUAUGAAGCAUACAGAGAUUGGCAAGAGCAUACCUUGAAUUCAGAUGGUGCCUUUGCCAUGUGGGUUUAUUUAAUUUGUGGUGUAUACAUUGCGCAUUACUAUUAUUCAUAUGUGAUUCCCUAUUAUUGGACAAACCUCUUCCCAGCCAAGAAUGAGGAAUUCGUGAGAUUGAGAAUGAAAGAUGCCUUAGCAUCAACAGUCCAAGAAGAAUUAUUCGGUAACUAAUUUGCAGAAUUCGGUUGGACUCCACACGAUUUUCAUUACAACAGACAGAGAUGCAUGGCUGGUUACAGUCAUCCAGAUGACCCUCGUACCAUGCACAUGGCCAGUUUCAAUAGAAAACACAAAUACAAGGAGCAUUACAUGAAGACAGUAGGAGUGUAAAGCAGAAUGACAGGACUCUGAUCAGAUUAUAUAUAUACAUAUAAAUAUCAUCAUUACCUCCAGAGA
This is a messenger RNA of Paramecium tetraurelia, 722 nucleotides long. RefSeq lists its product as uncharacterized. Lineage: Eukaryota; Ciliophora; Oligohymenophorea; Peniculida; Parameciidae. The record is from RefSeq and is a predicted model, not a curated record. The transcript has 5 exons.